GACAGGGCCGUGCGCAGCCGUUUCCGUAGUACGGAGCUGCAGAUGGAGCCUCCCCCUGGCGCUGCAGAAAAUUCUAAGCUGAGACAUGUAGAAAAAGAUGUUUUGAUUCCACAAAUAAUGAGGGACCGCGCCAAGGAGCGGUGUUCAGAUCAAGUGCAAGCAUUUACUAAGUGCUGUCAAGAAACUGGUUUUCUGAUGGUGGUGAAGUGUCGGCGGGAGAACACGGCACUGAAAGACUGUCUGGUUGGCUACUAUGAUGAUCCAUUAUUCUAUGAAGAAUGCAAAACAGAGUAUUUGAAGCAGAGAGAAGAAUACAGAAGAACUGGAAUUAAGAAAAAAAAGCAGAAGGUCACUUCAAAUGUAUAGUUAAAACUAAAAAAUUAACUUUUCAAAUUUCAUAUCCAACUUUGAUUUAAAAGGGACUUAAGUCAUCUGUACCCUCUGUGUGGAAUUUAACUGAAAUACACAAAAUGGGAUGAAUGGAGAAUAAAGUGAACUUUGACCUUAAAAGUCAA
This is a messenger RNA of Melopsittacus undulatus (budgerigar), 515 nucleotides long. It is a transcript of the gene CMC1, whose product is annotated as C-X9-C motif containing 1. Bases 43 to 366 code for a protein of 107 amino acids. The record is from RefSeq and is a predicted model, not a curated record. The transcript has 4 exons. Gene Ontology annotation, cellular component: mitochondrion. NCBI's taxonomy places the organism in Eukaryota, Metazoa, Chordata, Aves, Psittaciformes, Psittaculidae.